This is a messenger RNA of Macadamia integrifolia, 1778 nucleotides long. Its product is annotated as protein transport protein Sec24-like At4g32640. The transcript has 14 exons. Gene Ontology annotation, biological process: endoplasmic reticulum to Golgi vesicle-mediated transport; COPII-coated vesicle cargo loading; intracellular protein transport. NCBI's taxonomy places the organism in Eukaryota, Viridiplantae, Streptophyta, Magnoliopsida, Proteales, Proteaceae. Gene Ontology annotation, molecular function: zinc ion binding; SNARE binding. The coding region runs from base 1 to 1428 and encodes 475 amino acids. Gene Ontology annotation, cellular component: COPII vesicle coat; endoplasmic reticulum exit site. The record is from RefSeq and is a predicted model, not a curated record.
AUGGAUAUAGGUACAUCUGUCCUGUUUAAGGUCCAUCCUACUAUUGGCACAGAUCAGAUAUUGAAAUAUGCUCUACCAGAUACUGUAACGCCUCUUGUGCAUACAAAAUAUUUGCUGAAUUCUUAUUGCCAAGUCAUUGAAUUUCAGGAGGCCCAUAAAAUGCUUCAACCAGCUGACAAGACUCUGAAGACAAUGGCAAUAGAAUUUUCCGAGUAUCAAGUUUGCGUUGAUGUCUUCAUUACCACCCAGAGUUAUGUAGAUAUUGCUUCCGUCUCUGUUGUCCCAAAAACUACUGGAGGACAGAUAUAUUAUUACUACCCUUUUUCAGUCCUUUCUGAUUCUGCCAAGCUUUACAAUGAUCUUAGAUGGAAUGUCACGCGACCUCAAGGUUUUGAGGCAGUGAUGCGUGUACGAUGUAGCCAGGGUCUCCAAGUUCAAGAAUACUCUGGAAACUACUGCAAACGUAUUCCGACUGAUGUGGAUCUUCCUGGGAUUGACUGUGAUAAAACUAUUAUGGUCACCUUAAAACAUGAUGAUAAAUUCCAGGAGGGGUCUGAGUGUGCUUUUCAGUGUGCCCUUCUCUACACAACUGUAUAUGGCCAAAGAAGAAUCCGAGUGACAACAUUAUCACUUCCAUGCACAACAGUGCUCAGUAAUCUGUUUCGGUCUGCUGAUCUGGAUACUCAGUUUGCAUGUUUCUUGAAGCAUGCGGCAAAUGAAAUAACUACCAGCCCACUUUCACAAAUCCGAGAGCAGAUUAUGAACUUCUGCAUAAACAUUCUGCAUUCAUAUCGUAAGCAUUGUGCUACAGUAUCAUCAUCUGGACAACUGAUUCUUCCUGAGGCGCUUAAGCUUUUGCCACUCUAUACCCUUGCAUUGGUUAAAAGUAUAGGAUUGCGAACUGAUGGACGAUUAGAUGAUCGUUCAUAUUGGAUCAGUCGUGUUUGCUCUAUUUCUACUCCUUUGGGGGUUCCUCUCGUUUGUCCAAGGUUGAUUGCUAUACAUGACCUUAUUUCAAAGGAGACUGAUGGAUCUCUCAUACCCCCUUCAAAGCCACUUUUCAGUGAGAAUAUAACUGAUGAUGGAAUCUUUCUCCUAGAGAAUGGUGAAGAUUGUUAUAUUUAUGUUGGGAACUCAGUGAAUUCAGAAAUUCUGCAGCAAAUAUUUGGAAAUUCGUCUGUCGACGAAAUACCUGCCCAGUUUGUGCUGCAGCAAUAUGACAAUCCAUUAUCAAAGAAAGUAAAUGAAGUAGUAAAUGAGAUAAGGCGUCAAAGAUGUUCUUACCUCCGGAUUAGAUUGUGCAAGAAACCAGAUCCUUCAGGGAUGCUGUUCUUUUCUUACAUGGUUGAAGAUAAGUCUCCAAGUGGGCUGUCUUAUGUUGAGUUCCUUGUACAUAUCCAUCGGCAAAUCCAAACUAAAAUGGUGUGAACCAGUAGUUUUGUUGACUUCUGUCUCAAAGAGUACUUAAAAUUGCUGCAACGGAGAGAAGCAGAAAAGAAAGCAUUAGACCCGUGCUUAUAAAUGGCCUCUCAGAGCAGCCCAUUGGUUCCUCCCGAAGGCAUGUGCAGUGGAAUUUCCAUUGGAGUUUUGCACUAUUCAUCUAAUAUAUUCAACACAUAGGAAGUAAUAAAUAUUAAAGUGUAGCUUUUGCUAUCAUUUGUUGUCUUUACCAUUAGCGUCUUUUUUACCCCCAUCCUUCCUGUAAAACUAAGAACUGUAAGAUAAAAGCGACAGUAUAUUUUUCCUAGUCAAUUAAAAUUUAUCAUUUCUCAUCCUAA